Molecule: messenger RNA, 1346 nt
Organism: Centropristis striata (black sea bass)
Lineage: Eukaryota; Metazoa; Chordata; Actinopteri; Perciformes; Serranidae
Gene: nbl1
Product: NBL1, DAN family BMP antagonist
Exons: 4
Coding region: 444-1010 (188 amino acids)
Biological process (GO): animal organ morphogenesis
Molecular function (GO): receptor ligand activity; BMP binding
Source: RefSeq, a predicted model, not a curated record
CAACCGCGCCUAACCCCUGCUACAGAGUUUUGCAACAAAAGACAACGACUUGGAAAGUGUUUUUCAGAGGAAUUACAAGGGAUUUUAACACUGGACGGGGAGAGAACAAAGGGGAGGGCCGGUCUGAGCUGAUGGACUCGGGGAUGAGAUAGCGCUCAUAACUAACCCCAUCUCCCCAUCCUUCCCUGUCGGACGGACGGUUCUUUUUCUUUCCGGAUGAUGUAACUGUUUUAUGACAGACUGGGCUCGGAUGUGUCCUCGCCGCUGAAGAAGAGCUCAUUUUUUCCUUUAAUUAUCAGCACACGGUGUAUUCCGACUGCAGACCCGCAUCCUGCGGUUUUUAGGAGCCCGGGUCCAGGUUUCGGUGAGGGGGCUCAACUCUGCGGGACGUUGCGCAGCGCUCAGCAGGCUGUUCCCCGGGGUCGGUGAGCGGUGGUGCAGUCAUGUGGCAGAGGAUUCAGAUUUGUUGGGCACUGUUUGCACUGUAUUCAGCGGCACCGCCUGCACACAUCAACCGCCUGGCGCUGUUCCCUGACAAGAGCGCCUGGUGCGAAGCCAAGAACAUCACACAGAUAGUCGGGCACACGGGAUGUCAGCCUCGCUCUAUUCAAAACAGAGCUUGUCUGGGCCAGUGUUUCAGUUACAGUGUCCCCAACACAUUCCCACAGUCAACAGAGUCCCUGGUGCACUGUGACUCCUGCAUGCCUGCCCAAACACAGUGGGAAGUGGUGACUCUGGAGUGCCCGGGCAGCGAAGAGUCUCCUCGUGUGGAUAAGUUGGUGGAGAGGAUCUUCCACUGUAGCUGCCAGUCCUGCAGUAAGGAGGGCAGCCAGGAAGGGGCAGUGAUGCAGCUGUAUCCAGCAGACAACGUCGUGGACGCUCCAUCUUUAUCUGACACCCUCAGCGGCGCUCGGUCUCACCCUUUGCCUCCAUCAGACACACACUCUGAUAAGCAUGCUCACACACACACAGACCAUCACACACUACCACACACAUCAGAUGGUGGGUAGGUACGAGUCUUCUCUUCUGCCCUCUCCACUCUCCACCACACCGCGUCCUUCGUACCAAUUUGUAGUAUUGUAAAGGCACUUUGAAAAGCUUCACUUUGUGUUAAAAUGUUUCUCUAAAGGCACACACACACACACACACACACACACUCACAAAUUCAUUCUACCUGAUUAAACUUUAUUGUAUAUACACUCAUACAAACACACCAGCCUGUGCACUCUUUUUGUUCGCUGAUUAAACAUACAUAUGUGUGCAUCCAGACAUGACUAUAGUCUGUUAAUAAGCUGUAGUCUCAUUACUUUUAAUCUGCUUUAAUGCAAUAAAUUCUAUUGUUGUGA